AGAAGACCGCAGCGGAGAUAAUUAGCUGACCGUCUCUCUUCCAGCAUCAUCAGGCACCGCCAUCACUUCUCUUCUGGCUUAACGCAAAACAGGAUUCUAUUGUCAUCCGUCUCCGUAAAUAUAAUAUCUGACAUCAGAAUGUCUGACAAGAGCGAGCUGAAGGCUGAACUGGAGCGGAAGAAGCAGCGGAUUGCCCAGAUUCGAGAGGAGAAGAAGAGAAAAGAGGAAGAGAAGAAGAAGAAGGAUGGAGACUCGAAGCGAGGAGCUGAUGCCGCUGGGGGAUCCUCGGGUGGUCACGAGGACUCCGACCUGGAGAGGAAGAGGAGGGAGGCGGAGGCGCUGCUGCAGAGUGUCGGCAUCACCCCCGACAUCCACCAUGCUCAGCCCCUGAGGGUAGUAACAGAAGAUACAUGUCUGUUUCACUACCUAGUCCCCGCCCCCAUGUCUCCCUCCAACAAAUCAGUGGGCAGCGAUGCAGGAAGCCAAGAUUCCGGGGAUGGAAACGCAGGACCAAGGACAUUGCAUUGGGAUCCUGACCCCUCUACUCUGCAGCUGCACUCCGACUCUGAGCUGAUGGGACGUGGAGCCGUGAGGCUGGGAAUGUCCAAAGUGACCCAGGUGGAUUUUGCCCCAAAGGAAAUGGUGUCCUAUUCCAAAGAAACACAGACACCCACCGAGGCACAGACACACACCGAUCCAAAAGCAGAUGAGGAAGAGGAUGAGGAGAUAAUCCGUCCAGUUGCAGAGGACACCCAGGAGGAUAAAGGCGAACACGGUGAACAGCCAGAUGAGGACACCCCAAAAGAGCUCACAGAGGAAGAGAAGCUGCAGGUCCUGCACUCCGAGGAGUUCCUGUCCUUCUUCGAACGAGGCAGCAGAAUCGUGGAGCGAGCCCUCGCCGAGCAUGUGGACGUCUGCUUCGACUACAGCGGCAGAGACCUGGAAGACAAGGAAGGUGAUCUGCAAGCCGGCGCAAAGCUGGUGCUCAACAGACAAUUUGCAGAUGAGCGCUGGACUAAAAACCGAGUGGUCACCUGCCUGGACUGGUCACCUCAGUAUCCCGAGCUGCUGGUGGCCUCGUAUAACAACAACGAGGACGCUCCCCAUGAGCCCGACGGAGUGGCACUAGUGUGGAACCUGAAGUACAAGAAGAGCACACCAGAGUACAUCUUCCAAUGCCAGUCAGAGGUGAUGUCAGCCGGGUUCGCAAAGUUCCACCCCAACCUGGUCGUGGGCGGGACAUACUCCGGACAGAUUGUCUUGUGGGACAACAGGAGCAACAAGCGCACCCCUGUUCAGAGAACACCCCUGUCUGCGGCGGCACACACACACCCGGUUUACUGUGUGAACGUGGUAGGAACCCAAAACGCAAACAACCUGAUCAGCAUUUCCACCGAUGGCAAGAUGUGCUCCUGGAGCCUCGACAUGCUCUCCCAGCCACAGGACAGCCUGGAGCUGGUAUUCAAACAGAGCAAAGCGGUGGCCGUCACCUCCAUGGCCUUCCCCCUGGGCGACGUCAACAAUUUUGUGGUGGGGAGCGAGGACGGCUCGGUCUACACAGCCUGUCGCCACGGGAGCAAAGCGGGGAUCACCGAGGUGUUUGAGGGCCAUCACGGUCCGGUGACCGGGCUGAGCUGUCACAGCGCCGGAGGACCCGUCGACUUCUCUCAUCUCUUCAUCUCCUCCUCUUUUGACUGGACUGUCAAGCUGUGGAGCACUAAGAGCACCCGUCCGUUGUACUCGUUUGAAGACAGCUGCGACUACGUCUACGACGCCAUGUGGUCCCCGACACACCCUGCUCUGUUUGCCUGUGUGGACCUGGCCGGACGCCUGGACCUGUGGAACCUUAACAAUGAUACAGAGGUUCCCACUGCCAGCGUGUGUGUGGAGGGCGCGCCAGCAGUGAACCGCGUUAGGUGGGCUCACUCCGGUAAAGAGAUCGCCACCGGGGACUCGGACGGGCAGGUGCAGGUCUACGACGUAGGAGAGCAAAUAUGCGUUCCCAAGGCCGACGAGUGGACGCGCUUCGUCAGGACGCUGACAGAGAUCAACGAGAGCCGAGACGAAGCCGAGGAGCUGGCCAACGUCUAAAGGUCACGGACGACCGCUCAUACAUUUCUUCUCCAGGACACUACGCCACCUAUAGCACACUACCCGAUACUGCCAGAGGAGCAGACCCCCCCCUCGCUCCGGCUUCCAGCUUUUUCCACUUACUACUACAUGAGUCAGCCUGAGGAGAUUUGCAGAGCUAGAACGGAUAGGAAAGAAAGUCGAUGACGGGUUUUUAAAAGUAGGAGUUGUACAAAGUAAAGUGGUUGGUGCAACGAAUGUAAUUUGUAGCAGUACAGAGGCCACAGUUAAGUGUUUGAACGUUAAACUGGCAGAGGAACACAGGGAAGGGAUUUUUAGUAUAGAUGUGACUUCUAGCUUUGAGAACAUCCUCAGGGCUCCAGAAACUGCUCCUCAUCUCCUGAGGCCUCAACCAACUCAGUCCUUUUUUAAAUAUGCAAACCUUUGUACUUGCACCUUUUUAUUACCAUUUGAGUGUUUUUACAUGUUUUAAUAUUUUCCGGACACGCUUGAGCACACGGCUAAGUCAUUCAGCAGAGGUCAAAGGAAGACACGCUGACAUAUCUCUAUCCGCAGCAGCACUUGAAUUACAACAGACUACAGCUAAUGUGCUUACACAAGCAAACUGUGGCCUGCGUGGAAUUGUGUCACUUACAUUUCAACCACUACAAUGUUUUAAUAUUUAUUCUAGUGGUUGCACUUAUUUAAAUAUUUUAUGUAUCGUUUGAAAAAGAGGCUGCUUUGUACUAAAAGCUUUAGUACAUUACUAAGAUUAGCACUACAAGCUUUUUAACCAGGCAACGUCUGUUACUAUACUUGCCUUGAAUUUAUUGAUACUAGUAUCAUUUAAAAAUGGUUUCUGUACCAAAGGUUGUUGUACUCUGUACCUGUAUAACGAGUAGAACUGAGUGACCUGUCCUUGUUAUGAGGAGGUGCAAACUCUAAUGCCCUUUACCACACAUGAAUUGAGUUUCAUUCUUUUCCUUUUCCAUCCAAUCGUUAAUUCCCUCCAGGAUGAAGCAGUCCAACCUCAGCAGACCUGUAGAAAUGUCUGCCUGAAAUGCUUUCUUUAAUGUUUGAAAUUAGUUGAACGAGAUCAGUAUUCUGUAUCGACAAAUUGUACUGUAUUUUUUCCUGUUACCUUGCCUGAAUCAGUUGAUAGUUGCACUUUUCCAUUGGAAUAAAAAUCAAACUCAAUUGGUAAAAUUAAAACCAUAUGGAUGAUUUAUUUCAAUAAAAUACAGUGACUGAA
Pungitius pungitius (ninespine stickleback) is the source of this 3322-nucleotide messenger RNA. Its product is annotated as dynein, cytoplasmic 1, intermediate chain 2a-like. Gene Ontology annotation, cellular component: cytoplasmic dynein complex. Bases 139 to 2091 code for a protein of 650 amino acids. The record is from RefSeq and is a predicted model, not a curated record. Gene Ontology annotation, molecular function: dynein light chain binding; dynein heavy chain binding. The transcript is spliced from 17 exons. Lineage: Eukaryota; Metazoa; Chordata; Actinopteri; Perciformes; Gasterosteidae. Gene Ontology annotation, biological process: transport along microtubule.